AUGGCAGAUCGGAAGGAUAACUGGUCUUCUGAGGCCUACCAAAAUGCGGCGUCGUUCGUGCCCAAGCUGGCCACCAAGGUCAUGCAAUGGCUGGAUCCGCAAAAGGACGACGUGAUCCUCGACGUCGGUUGUGGAGUCCUCGACGCGACAACCCUCCCCUCGGCCGGCCACCUCCGGCGCGGAGAGUACACCAAGGCGUUCUCCAACGCGGCGCUGCACUGGAUCCUCGCUCCCGAGGCGACGCGCGAGGCCGUGUUCCGCGGGGUGCGCGACGCCCUGGCCCCGGGCGCGCCCUUCGUCUUCGAGAUGGGCGGCCCGGGCAACUGCGCCGAGAUCCGGGCGGCGCUGCUGUCGGCCGUGGCGCGGCGGGUCGGGCUCGCGCGCGCGCGGGCGGCCGACCCGUGGUUCUUCCCCGACGAGGCCUGGGUGCGCGACAUGCUGGAGGCGCGCGUGGGCGGGUGGAAGGUGGAGAGGAUCGAGCGGGAGUGGCGGCCGACGCGGGCCGACAAGGGCGGGGUCGACGGCUGGGUGCGCCUGAUGGGCAAGAAGUGGUUCGAGGUGCUGCCCGAGGCCCAGAGGGAGGAGUGCAUCCGCGAGGUGGUGGCGGUACUCGACAUCGUCUGCAGACAGCCUGCCGGGGGGUAUAUGCUAAGCUACGUCCGGUUGAGAGCGGUCGCGAGGAAGGUAUAG
Molecule: messenger RNA, 690 nt
Organism: Thermothelomyces thermophilus ATCC 42464
Lineage: Eukaryota; Fungi; Ascomycota; Sordariomycetes; Sordariales; Chaetomiaceae
Exons: 3
Coding region: 1-690 (229 amino acids)
Source: RefSeq, a predicted model, not a curated record